Messenger RNA from Racocetra fulgida, 186 nucleotides. The record is from the annotation of a GenBank genome assembly. NCBI's taxonomy places the organism in Eukaryota, Fungi, Glomeromycota, Glomeromycetes, Diversisporales, Gigasporaceae.
AUGGAGUUUGUUGAUUCUACACAAUCCAUAGUGGUAGAUUUAAAAACUUUCAGUUUUAGCAUUGCAUCUGGCAAAGAAUUAGCUAUUCCUGUUAAGCAAUCUAUAAUUACUUCUUUGAUUACACAUCUUAUAAAAGUGUUAAGAGCAUGUAUUUAUCUAUGGAAUUUACAAGGUUUAGACCAUUAA